This is a messenger RNA of Anneissia japonica, 612 nucleotides long. RefSeq lists its product as uncharacterized. The transcript has a single exon. The coding region runs from base 1 to 612 and encodes 203 amino acids. The record is from RefSeq and is a predicted model, not a curated record. NCBI's taxonomy places the organism in Eukaryota, Metazoa, Echinodermata, Crinoidea, Comatulida, Comatulidae.
AUGGAGGAGGAACACAAUCGCUCUUUACCCUUUCUUGAUGUUUUGGUAACCAGACAGGACGCAGAGACUUUGUCACAUGCAGUCUAUUGCAAACCAACACACACCGACAGAUAUCUAAACAAAUGCUCGUUUCACCAUCCGUCCACCAAGAAGGGAGUUUGUAACACACUCAUCAGAAGAGCACAUUGCAUCAGCGACCACAACUCCAUCAGGAAAGAAGUGCAACAUGUUAAGGCAGCCCUUAAACUUAAUGGUUAUCACACAAGAGACAUUGCUACACCCAGACCCAGCAACAGGCUAGAUAAUGCAGAAUCGAGAAAGUCUGUGUGUUUACCAUAUUUGGGACAGCUUUCACACCGCAUUCAAUGCAUUCUAUCACAAGCCGAUGUCAAAGUGUUUCAUAGCGCACCCAACAAACUAUCCCCAACUCUACAAACACACAAGAACAAACCACCAGCACAGAGUCAACCAGGAGUUUAUCGGAUCCCGUGCGAAUGUGGGAAGGUUUACAUUGGUGAAACAGGACGAGAUCUCCGCACUAGGCUCAAGGAACACCAAGGCCAUGCCAGGAGAGGGGAACAAGAAAAAUCUUCUAGUCAUGCAUUCCCAUAG